CAAAUGUCAUUAGCAUAUUCCUGACUAUAUCUAAUGCCUGCGCAAAGACGCGCCACUACUACUGCAACGCACGGACCAGAGACAUUUCAGGCUCCCGCUAGCACUUGGACAACCUGCAACAAUGAGUGAGAAGCCCGACGUUUCAGAGGUGACCAACUUCGACAAGUCCAAGCUGAAGAAGAUAGAGACGCAGGAGAAGAAUCCCCUGCCUUCAAAAGAGACCAUUGAACAGGAGAAGGCAGCGGAGAAGUCGUGAAGCCCCUCCCUCCAGUCAUGCACUGUACACCCCCCCCUCCUCCUGCAUUGCCUUGUUUUUAUUCACUUCUUUUAGCUGUAUAACUUUGUAACCCAAAUUAUAAAAUGACAACAAUAACCAAGCUGCACAGCCUGUGGCCAGACGAUGCCUUCAUCGGGGCAGUCAGCCCCGUCCCCCCCCCAGCGGCUACCACCUUCACCUUCACGCUCGUCUGUCUGUCAAGGAGAUGAGGAAGAUGUGUCUGAGGCGGAAAGGGGCAGGGAGCUGCAGAAGACGGUCCUAAAAGUGCACAUCUCUUUCACACAACCUAAACCACCCAUAUCAACAUGCAGCGGAGAGGUCUGAGGGUUGGGGCGUGGCCUACGUCCCAGGAAGCUCAUCACCGUCUCACCAAAACCACCUACACCCAACUUCCUGUGUGACUGCUUUUACGCCAAAGCUGAGGCGUCAGGCUUCUUAUAUUUUUAGGUUUUGUCUUCUAAUUUUCAGAAAUGCACAACUUGUUUGUAGGCUGGCCAAAAUAUAAAUGCUCCAAACAUUGAUAUUGCUUUUUUUUCUUUUAUAUGUACACAAGGAUAAGAGCGUAACGGAUUCCAUCUAGAUCUGGGGGAUCCUCAAAUGGACCUUGUUUCAGGUUUAAUUGUACCUUGACCCUUUUUGUCAGAUUGAUUCAAGAUCGCUUUUGUGUUGCACUCUGUCUCUGAAUUGUGUCAAAUGAGGAAAAGGAAAAAAAUGUCGACAAUUGAUAUGUUUUUGUUUUAAUCAAAAUCCUUUGGAGUUUUGUAAAGUCCCAGCAAUCAUGUUACUCUGCCACAAACCAUUAUCAGAAAUGGAAAACCGUGAAAUGUUGUAAUAAAACAGAAUUUGUUAC
This is a messenger RNA of Monopterus albus (swamp eel), 1127 nucleotides long. Its product is annotated as thymosin beta 4 X-linked. Lineage: Eukaryota; Metazoa; Chordata; Actinopteri; Synbranchiformes; Synbranchidae. The record is from RefSeq and is a predicted model, not a curated record. The transcript is spliced from 3 exons. Gene Ontology annotation, cellular component: cytoplasm. Gene Ontology annotation, biological process: regulation of cell migration; actin filament organization. The coding region runs from base 122 to 256 and encodes 44 amino acids. Gene Ontology annotation, molecular function: actin monomer binding.